Molecule: messenger RNA, 1056 nt
Organism: Striga asiatica
Lineage: Eukaryota; Viridiplantae; Streptophyta; Magnoliopsida; Lamiales; Orobanchaceae
Source: the annotation of a GenBank genome assembly
AUGGGAGGUGAGAGGGGGAUUAACCGCCGAACUAAGGGGUUAAAGGGAGGAAAUGAGAGAGGUGAAGCCAGGGGGAAUUUGUCUGUGGCGGGGGAAGAAGGGGAGGGAUUGAUAGGUGGGGUGGUGAGAGGGGGAUCAACUGAACAAGAUGAUGGCCUCAUCGUGACCUAUAUGAUAGCAGUGAUGGCAAUACUUAGGCAUUUUCUCAUAUUCUACUUGGAGAGCCACUUGUGUUUCUCCAAAUUGAACUAUGAUUUUGGGUGGCAGGGGGGAUUCAAGAUUGAUCCCAACACAAAUGCGCGCGAAGUUGAGUCUAGAUUUGGAGAGAGUGGCGUUGUCGGCUUUAAGGAACUCUCCGAAAAGAGAACCAAUGAACAUUAUAUUAUCAAAACUAAGAAGAACGUGGCGGGCGUUAAGAUAAAGAACUUGGCAAUGAAGGCCGAUAUUAGCAAGAUAGGAGCGAAUAAUGCCAUUAGUAGGCCGGCCAAAGGAGAAUUUACCGACAAGGGAGAAACAGAAAUCGUCGGCCACCGUGUUGCUCUCGGGGAGGGAAAAAAUAGCUUUUGGGAUGCUGUUGUCCAACUCGAUGGUCCUGAACUUGGGAGCACUAGGAGAUGGAACUUGGUCGCUCGUGGUGGCACCCUAGGGUCGCUGGACUCGGCGCGGCUGGGACGCGGGCGCGUGGUGAAGAAAAAACAAAAAAAAAAGAUGCAUGUCAUAUUUUCCUUCCUAUCCGCCAAACCCCCGCCCCAAGCUAGCUCCAUUCCUCGCGCCGCCGCAUCCGCCUCCGCCUCGCUCAAGCACCGUCGCCUCGCGGACGAGAACGUCCGCCGAUCAUCUCCCGCCGUUUCGUUCGUUCGGUCCUUGGUGAGGAUAUUUGAUCAGCCACAGAGGUGCAUAGUGCAGGGCGAUUUGCAGAUUGGGACUGUUCAAGAGGUGAAUGUGAAAUCGAGGCUUCCGACGAUGACCAACAAGGACAGAUUGGAGCUGUUGGAUGAUGAAGAAGAAGUGAAGACGGAAGGAUUAAUUAUCAAAUUAAUUAAUUUAAUUAAUUAG